GCUGCAAUGCGUGUGCGCGCCUCGCCUCGCUGACUGCGCGGUGCUCUGUUGCAGGACCCCGCGGCCGAUCACCCGGCCACGGACCGCUUCGGCUACCUCACCCUCAAAUCGGUGCAACAGCAGCAGCUGGCCGAGCUGGGGCGCAAGCAGCUGGAGCAGGCGAUGCAGCAGCUGCAGGAGCAGCUGCAGCUCAACCUCAUCCAACAGACGCACCUGCUGCAGGCGACCGACAAGAAGAAGGCGACGGGCCCGCUGCAGCAACUGGCGCUCCAGCAGCAGCAGCUGAUGCAGCAACUGCAGCUGACGCAACGCCAGUACCUCCUGCAGCAGGGUAUAGGCCUCCAGCCGAUGGUGCUGGCGCAGGCCCAGGCCCAGGCGCAGGCGCAGGCGCAAGCCCAGGCCCAAGCGCAGGCCCAAGGCGCAGGUUUAACAUCAGGAGAACUUCCUAACCCUUGGAAAGAACAAUUGCCAGAAAGCCAUGAUGGCCAUCACAAUCCUAAUGCACACAAGAAUAUUCCAGGCCUAAAUGGAUUGCUUAACUCCAUGGGAAUUGGCCGAAGGGACAAUUUAAAUGGAGUCACAGGAUUAUCUGAUGACAAAUUAAUUGAAAACAGUGGAGAGAAAAUGCAUCCACUAUAUGGGCAUGGAGUUUGCAAAUGGCCUGGCUGUGAAGUAAUUUGUGAUGAUUUCCAGUCAUUUCUCAAGCACCUCAACACUGAGCACACCCUGGACGACCGGUCGACGGCGCAGGCGCGCGUGCAGAUGCAGGUGGUGUCGCAGCUGGAGCUGCAGCUACAGAAGGAGCGCGACCGCCUGCAGGCCAUGAUGCACCACCUGCACAUGACGAAGCAGCAGGUGUCUCCGGAGCCCAUUAAGUCCGAGCCUGGGUCUGAUUUGUUUCAGACAAAGUUGAGUUUAUCUUCAGUACUUCUUAGUCAGCCCCCACCCAGCCUCACAGUGUCUGCUGUGAACCAAGUGCCACCAGUCUCCAUGUCAGCUCUGGUGUCAGCGGUUCGCUCUCCAAUUCUCCACCCUCCCACUCCAAACAUUGGAGGUCCUAUCCGCAGGCGCAUCAGUGACAAGUCAGCACUUUCUCUGUCAGGAGGCUCAUUUGAAGAGGCUCCCCUCAGGCGCCGAGUGGCAGACAGGGCAGCCUUAGAUAUCUCGGAAGAAAUUCAAAGAAAUCGUGAGUUCUACAAAAAUGCUGAUGUUCGACCACCUUUCACAUAUGCAUCUUUAAUUAGACAGUCCAUCAUCGAGUCUCCUGACAAGCAAUUGACGCUGAAUGAAAUUUACAACUGGUUCCAGAACACCUUCUGCUACUUCCGGCGUAAUGCAGCUACAUGGAAGAAUGCAGUACGACACAACCUGUCUCUCCACAAAUGUUUCAUGAGGGUGGAGAACGUGAAGGGCGCCGUUUGGACUGUGGAUGAAGUGGAAUUUUACAAGCGACGACCACAGCGAUGCAGCACUGGGUAUGUGAUACCACAGCUGAGGUGGACACGCAAGUUGGUCUCGGACUACUUUAACGACUUUGGCUCCUUCUGGAUGGUGGACGAUGCAGAGUUUGUCAAGCGCCGCCAUCUUUCUCGUGGUCGUCCCCGGAAAUAUGACCCCACCCCAUCACCCACUCCACCCCACCUCUCCGCACAGAGUGUGCCGUCCAAAAGUCCCACCUUGAUCCACAGUCCAACAUUGUACGGUGACGCACUGAAUGCUAGCUUACAGGGAGCACUUGGAGAAAACAAUAUUGGAUUUCAUAACAAUUCUAUGAGCACCUCCACAACAACCAGUCCGGACAAGGUGUCAUCUCCACCAGCAGAACACAGAACCUCUGCUGAAAGCUCAUUAAUGCUCAUCAAACAAGAGAAUGUCCCUCCUUCUUCAAUGGCUGGAGACAAUGAUGGCCUUGUUCAUAUGAUCAAAAGGGAAAUAAUUGAACAAGGUAUUGAUGGAGAUGAAAUAGAAGAGCUGGGUGAGGAACGAGACUUCGCCUCGAGUACCACUGUAGGGCUGCCAAUGGAGCAGGGCCCUGAGUCUGAAGAAGGCGACGAGAUGGCUGAGGACCUAUCAAUGGUCCCGGACGUCAGUGAGGAAGUGCUAGAGGCAUAGUAUGAGUAUGGCCAAUGACAAAAUUGUUAAACGUACCAUAUCGUGUGUUUAAUUUUUCUUUCAUAUACAGCCAAAGGACUAUUAAAAUGUUUUCCCAUGAAAGUAAACAUGGCUUUUACAAAACAGACGUUGAAUACGUUAAUCCAUAUCCUUCAGGAAAUGAUUGAUCACAACGAUUUACCAAUUUAUUGUAUAUGUAAAAACUCCAAUGUAACUUGUAUAUUACAUUUGCAGACUGAAAGUACACAAUAGCAUGCCGUUAUCUGCAGUGCAGGUUGUGUGAGUGUAUGUUAACUCCGAACAUCAGAUUAUAGGAAAAUAAAAUUAUGUGUUUAAGUGAUUCAAAAGACUGUAUGAUUGUGUGGAUAAAACGUGUGUAGGACAGGCUUCUAAAUGGUAGGUAGGGCAUUGUUCACUGUCUGGCCCCGCACAUUUAGUGUAAUGGCUACAAUGAGAUAACAGUGCAAAAUAAAUGUAGCAAACCAAAAGGGAUUUUAUCUGAUGCAGUUCUGCAGCUCAUAUCUGGAUGUGGCCAUGUUCACCCUGUAGGCUUAUUUGUUGUUUGUUUUAUGCACUUAGUUGCUAGUAUUUUCAGAAAUUUUAAAUAUUUAAUAUUGUUUGAACUGAAAGUUGCUAUGGAAGUAGUACCUCUCAGUGGACAUUUCUCAUUUCAAAUGAAAAAUAAUUUAUUAAAUAUGGUAAAGUAGAUGAGUGGUUUCAGCAAGGAAUAUAGAAUUCUGGCAGGAUUGGCAUGAUCUCUAGUUCUGGAAGCAGAACUGGUUUAUGUACUAACCCAAAUAAUUCAAAACUGGAUUCAAUAAAUAUCAUACCUCCAAUUAAUAAGUACUGUUUUUUUCUGUAAUGUGCCUCUGAAACAGCCUGGAAAAAUAAUUAAAAGUUUUCUGAAAUUUACUGGAUUAUAUUGAAUUUGUGUUGAAUUUAAAGAGCACAUAUUCAACAAAUAUGUACCGGAAAGUACUAUAAAAUUACAACAACAACAACAACAACAAACAAAAACAAGAGGCAAAAUUGGAUGAAAAUUAAAAGAUUUCACCCAUUUUUGAUUUAGUUACAUGAGACAAAUCAAACGCAUACACACAGAACAAAUAGUUAAUUGAAAUAUCAUUAAGAAAUUCAGCUUGGAGUCCAUGGGCAUUAGCUCCUAUGUUAAACUGUUUAGUUUUUCUUGCCUUUUUCCUGGCCUAUGCUUUGGAUACUCGCAGAGAAAAAUUUUCAUUAUUGUUGUAGAAUGAAGAUGACAUCUACAUUUUUAUAAUUGUCACAUUCUCCUUAGAGGAAUAUAUGUGUAUGAACACACACUCACAUACUUCGGUAUAUAUUUAACAAAAAUCUCUUAAUAGUGACAACUUUUUUAAUUUGUCAAAAUUUUCUUUUUAUACUUGUUUGAAAUUCUAAUUGUAAGAUGAACAUUGUUAUAAAUAGUUUUAAUGCACAGAGGAACAAAAUAUAAGUAAUUAUCUAUUAGAUCCAAGUAAACUUUUUUUAAAAUAAUUCUUACAUUUUUGUUGCAACUGCUUUCUGAAAACAUAUUUACUACAGCUGAAGUAGCUGAACAUUAUUACUUUCAAGAAACUUUUAAUCCACACUUUCAUUUCAGAGAAAGUAUAAUUUCUCAUUAAAUGGAGUUAACUAACCUUAUACUUCAAACAGAAUCAACAGUAGUCUGUCCAGUGUCUGUUGCUUUAAUCAAAUAUACUUUAUGGUUGAUAUCUACACUGAUUAAAGAAUUUUUUACAGCACAUGCGUGUCAGCAUGUUUCCUUUUUCAGUUCCGUGUAUGCUAAUUAUUUAAUUGUGUCAUAAAAUUGAACAUGAUUUAUAUAUAAAAUAUUUGUUUAUUGCAUAAGGACAAAUUUUCUUUUGCUUGAAACUUACCCAUCUAUUAUGCCAGGCAAUAUUGAAUAAUUAUGUUCUGUUCAUUGCAAGUUGUAUUAAUUUUAGAAAAAUCAAAUAAAUUGGAAGCUCGAAAAACCAUGGUAUUAACGUUUAAAUAUUGAAAUAAUAUAUAGUUACAUGUCUUACAGCAUUAUGUGUUAUGCAGCAUUUCUCUUUACAGUUUGUCCUAAAUAUUCGCUUACAUAAUUGCAGAUCAAAAUUCUCAUUUUCUUUCAACAAAAACAGUAUUUUUGUUGUUUUUGAUGUUAUUGUGCUUACAAUGGAGAACAGUAGAUGGCAUUCCAGUCUUUACAUUACACUCGGUACAAUUCUAGAAUUGUUAUGGAAAAUAUAGAGAACAAAAAGAAAAGAAACACUUUUUCACUGACGUCAGUAUUUUAAAAAAUGAGGUGUAAUAGAGUAUUGUGCAAUUAAGCUAUGGUAUGCCAGCAUCUACCUCCACAAAUGCAAUGUACUGCAAUUAGCUGUGAACACAUACCUCAUUGAUUUGGACAGUGAAGUUUAGCUAGACUGUUAUCAGAGAAGAAUUUUGAAUCUUGCUUACGCUCUUUUACUGUAUGAGUAUGAAAUAAUUAAAAUAAAGAUAUACAGUGAAAGACAUUCACUGACUGAACCACUGGUGUAAUUCAGAAAUAAAUGCACUAUGAGUCUAAAAUAAAAAAUCUGAUGUCACAAUGAUAUAUUAUUUUGAAAGAUGGAUUCAUAUGAGAAAAUGACAAUUAGUGUUGAUAUUACAUGCAGCAACUUUUAUAAGUGCAGCAGAAGUGCUCAGCUGCAUGGUUAUGUCCAAAACAAAAAUGGACAAAGAUAAUAUCUUGAUAUAAUUUCAUAUAUGCAGAAGAACAGAUAAUAAAUUUCUACAUUUCAUAAUGAAUUAUUGCAUAUCAAAAAUUGUUCUGAAUAGCAUGUCUAAAUAUAAUGUUAAUUAAAUGAAGUAUAAUAAGCAUUUUACAUUCAUAAACGCAUAAUUUUAUUGCUUUGUCUUCGACACUGAUAAUCAUUCUUGUGUGUUAUGGUCAAUGAAUUUUUAUUUAAAAAUUCAUUCUGACACUUGUACAGCUGUAAAAAUGUUUUUCUGCAUACAGAUUCUACAUCAUGUGUGAUAUAGUUGAGCAAAAAACAUGUGAAUUAUGUCCAUGCUGAAAUAAAUUGGGGUAGGUGCACGAUUGUUCUCUUUGAAUAUACAUUGAAAUAAUUUAUUCAUUUUUUAAAUAUAAGUACAUUUGUUUGUGUAUGAAUUCAACUGUAAUAAAUUGUAUUUAUAGUAUGAAUAAUAAGUGAGGCAACAUGGCAUGACUUUGAUGGUCUUGGCCAGGAAAAAGACAGAAAUAUUGUAUAAUGAAGAAUUACAUUUGAGAAGUAGAAUCGAAAUUAAUUUCAGUUUGGAGCAGUUAUAAGAAUGUUAUAUAAAUAGCUCAAUGUACAGUACUUUGUGUGGAAUUCUAUAACACUGCCGACCCUUAUUGAGAAAAAUGAGUUAUAAUGGUGUAGUAGACAUUAAUAAACAAGAACAAUGCAAGUAAAGUGAAGGUUAUUAUUAAAUUAUCAAAACAUGAAAAUAAUGUAUCAUAUCAAAUAUUUUGAAGUAAUACAAUUACUUAUAGUGGAGUAGGUAUCAAAUUCUGUUGCUUUAGAGUCUUGGAUUGAUUUUCAGUGAUAGUAUUGUUCUUUAAAGUGUAAUCUUGUAAAAAUCCUUUCAUCAUCUAGUUUAGGGAAGCUUUUAAUUGGCCUCAGUUAUUUUGAACGUAAAGAAUAGAAAGCUCAGUGUGUUCCUGGUAAUUGAAUUUUCAUUAAACAAAAUAUAGCUUCCUCUGCUUUUAUGGUUUGUCUAACUAUUGAUCAUUUUCAAUUAGUUUGCAAAACAUGUGAAGAAAUAGCAUGCCAAUUUACUUUACAUUUCAAUUAUAAGAGUUUUUUUUCCUUUUCAUUUAUAAAAAAUAUUUCCCUAUUAUUCAUUUUUAAGAGUUCUUUCACAUUUCAAAAUGACUCGAAACUCUAUUGCUACUAUUGCAAAAAUUCAGUCACUUGUAAUAAAAAUAAAUUUCAUUUAGCCACCAUCAUCAUCUUCACUCCUGAAAUACUUUGUUCUCAGAACUUGGUAAAUGUGUUGGGACAGGACUUUUUUUUUUAUUGAUUUCACUGUGAAUGAGAUACAUGUGUGUACUAAUUGUCAAUGAAAGAGAAGUAUAAAAAAGAAAGAGACUGUGUGAGAUGAAAAUUAAUUAAUAUAAGUUGUAUCUGUUGUUAUUGAAUAAUGUUUUAUUUCCUAGCUCUUCAUUUCUAAAUUUAAAACAAGAGUAGGAAAAUUUUAUAUCUCAUUGAUAUAUGCAUGUUUUUCAAUCAUUAAUUCUUAUGCACUUCACAAUCAAAUGUCUUAAUUUCAUUAUUGUAGUGAAAACAGUUCUAAAAUAUCACUACCAACUUGAAAGUUUUGUUAGUAAUACAUUCUUGAAUAUACAAGUUGAAUUAUCAUAUUUUUCUUCGCUGCAAAGUUUUUAGUACGAUUAAACAAAAAUUACUAAAAUUAAAGUAGAAAUGAAAAAUUCAAUUGAUUUUCUGGCUUCAGUGAGUAAAAUCAAGAAAGAAACAUUGCAAAUUUAAAGAGUUCUAGCACAAAUUCUAUUUAGAAAAGAGGUACAUAUCAGAAGAGGUCACUGUUAUCUCAUUGUAGUUGAGAAUAUAGAAUCAUGACAAUAUUCAUGAAAAACUAUAUUGAAUUAUUUGGCCUAUUGGAGACAAAAAUAUGAUCAUUUGUUUCAAUUCUCCAAUUUUUUAUUGUAAGAUACUUAUAUUAAUUCUUUUCUUAUUUUUAGCCAAACCAACCUCACACAUUUAUUCUUUUGCAGAUGGUACUUUAUUUGUUUUCUAUAGAUAUCAAGUUUAUAAAAAAACAAUUUUGAAGACUAAACUGGUUUUGGGUAUAUGAGAAUUUAAUGAAUUAGUGUUUAAGAAAUGAUAUUUGUCAAUGUGACUAAAAAGUAUUCAAAUCGUUAGAUACACACACAUAUACACAUGCCCAUACACACACACAAACACACACACAUACACACAAACAAACAUAUCUCCAAGAUCUUCAUUCUGGAGGUAUCAUUAUGACAUAACAUCUUGUUAUUGAAUGUGCUUCAUAAUUUAAUUCAAGUGUGGCUGCAAUAUAUUCAGAGAGUGGGAGAGAAAAAAUUUAGUAAAAUCAAAAUUUCAGCAGUGCCCUCUUCUCGAACAUCCUUUUAAUUUAUGAUAAGAUUUCUUAAAUUAGAAAAAGUUUUAAACGUGAAAAAAUGAAGAAAAACAUGAAAUUUAGAAAAAGAACCCUCUCUCUGAAUUUGAAUAAAUGCAUUUCAUAAAAAUAAUUUACAGUAGUUCAUUGUUAAGAACAUACCACUGUGUAAAAAUACUUUCUUUUUGCACUAGUAAGACACCAGAAAACAGAAAUCAUUCACAAUAAAGAAAAGUGUGCCUCAGUUUUUAUCAUCAUAAACUACAAUGCAAACAUCUGACUAAGGACAAUGGGAAUUAAUUUUUCAAAAGCAAUAUUUCAUCACGUUUAGUUGAUUUAUUUAUUUUUUUAUGUAUAUAAUAAAAAAAAAUAGAGGAUUUAUUUAUUUAUGUCAUUCUUAUAAACCUCCAUUGAUACAAAUUUUCCCUCCAACUAUAAAAACGGGAAAGCAAAAUAAUAUACAACUCUAAUGAAGAUGAUGAUGGUUAAGUUUAUGAAUGAUGACAGUGAUUAUAAAUAUGUUCAUCACCCCUUGAAAUAUCGAAACGUACAUUGUUUCAAACCUAAAAUAAAUGUGCUGCAUUAUCCUUUUUUAAUAAAAAAUUAACAGUUUGUUUGUUUUAACCAUUAUUCAUAUACUUCAACUCUCAAAAUUUGAAUUAUGAGCAGGAAAAUUUUGUUAUAAAAGGUAAUCAGCAUGAGAAAUAAUUCAUUAGUUUUCAGUGUACAUGGUACUAAUGAAUUUAUCAAAUUAGGAUAGCCAAAAAAUUUAAUAAUAUGUAGUGAACAUUUUUGUUGAGCGAAUUUCUUGUAACAAUUUUUCUUCAGAAUGUUAUGUCAGUUUUCCAUGCUCUGGAUUAAUUUUGGCAAUGUUAAUAUUACAGAUUUCUAGUGUUCAAUUGAUCUUACAGAAGUAUAAAUUAUUAAAUUCAUAAGACUGCUUCUGAGAUUUCUAAAAUUUAAGUGUAUCUGCAGAUGAAAAAUCAAUAAAUGUUCAUAAUUUCAUGUUCAGGUUGAAGAAAUUCUAUUAAAUUCUUGCCUGGUUCACAAUUUUCAAUUAUUUCAAUGUUAAUCAUGUUUUGAAUAUGAUCGAUAAAAUUCAAAACAGCUUUAUCUCAUGAAACAUUAAUCUAUUUCUGAAAAGACUUUUGAAAUAAGAUAGUUCUAGGGCACUUUCUUGGGUUAAAUUAUACUGUUCUCAGUUAGAACAAUUUUCAAAUUUGCAUUAAGGGAGCAUUGAAUUUUGGUUCUUGGUAAUUAUCUGUUUGAAACACUGUACAUUUUGAAGAUAUGCCAUAUAAAAUGGUGUAUGAGUUUGAUAUGUAAAAAAUCGUGAAUUCAAUGCAAGGAAUCUUACAUUUCAUAAACGAAACUGGAAAAUGCAAACUUUGAUGAAAGUUCUACUAAACAAUGAAUGUACUUUUGUUUUGUGUUUUGCUCCCAUUUCAAAAUAUAGACUCAUUCCAUACAAAGUAAAAUGGAAAUAAAACAUUUUCAAUAUGUUCUGUCGGAGUUAAUACAUAAAGCUGUGUGUUAGUAUAUGUUUUAACAUAUCUUUCACAAACCAAGGAUUUAAGUGAAGAAGGUUGUUCUUAAUAUAUAGGAAAAUUUAGAGUAAAUUGUGUAAUAGAUUUCCCCAUACAUAGAUGAUAUUUAGUGAUUGUAUGUUAAUUGAACUAUGUAAAUAAUAAAAUUAAAACAUUCCGCCAAAGCUGUAUAAUCUGUUGCUAGUGACGUGCAUUUUACAAUAAAUUUUUGUUUUCUAAGACCAGUACUAGGAAUACUGUCAAGACUUUCAGGAACAAAUUAAAAUAACAAUCAUAUUGUUAACAACGGAAUUAUAAACUACCUCUGGGUAUUCAGUGGUACACAUAUAUGCAUGGCUGCUCGUACCUAAAUAUAUUAAAAAAAAACAACUAAGAAUUGCAAUAUGUUCAAGAAGUCUAGUUCUAAUGAAACUUUAAGGGAUGAGACAUACUUUGUACAAAUGGCAGCAUGUAUGAGAAAAUCAACUUUAUGAUUUUAGGCACAAUAUUGACCUCAGAAUAAACUUAAACAAUCAUAAUCACGUCUUCUGAAGCAUUGAAAAUAUUAAAUGCCACAAAUGUAUAUAAAAUCUUGGUUAGGUAUGAUCAAUAAAAUGUUCCUGAUAUAAAAAACCUUGUUUCCAGUUUUUAGACUCCCUUAUCAAUGCAAUGUGUAUGUGCAAACACUUUAUUGAGCUCAUACACCAUAUUUGUAUUAUUGUGUUGUCAUUGUCAUCAUAGUAUUAUACUAUUUUGUUCAGAUUUAUUUCAAUAUGACAAUAUUGAAAUCAAUUCUUUGUGUAAAGUACAAUUUGAUAUAUUUCCCUAACGUUCCAAAUUAAUAGAAGUGUUUUGUAAUUCACUUGGUUAAGAUUAACUCCUUUAGUCCAAUUUCUACUCUGAUGUCAUAUUGACAAAUGAACUGGAAUAAAUGUCACGAGUGAACAUGCCUCAUUUUCAUUGUAAUGAGCUUAAAGGUUACAGUAUUAGAUAUUUAAAAAUAUUUAACUCAUUUAUACAUGACAAGCUGAUUUGUUGGAUUGUGUGUACCUUGUAGCCUGUGUAGAAAAUAUUCUCUGUUAGAAAACACAUUGAAUUUUUAAAAAAAGCAAUAACUUUGAUAAUUACAGAAAACAUUAAUAAAAUUGUAUGUGCCAGGGCAUGAAAUGAAUGUAUAAAAGUAUCUUAGAUUUAGUUAAGUUAUUGUGUAAUAAAUUUUGAUUUAAUGGGUAAAGAAUGGAAAUUCCACAAAUCUAGUCUCUGCCCAGUUUUUUGUACAUAAACUUACAAUUAAAAAAAUAAGUUAUGAAAUACCUCAAUAUUUGUGGUGAUAAUAGUAGUUGCAGAAUGAUGGAAAAAACUGAAAAUUAAGACUAUACAAUUUAGAAUAUAUCUAUACAUUUAUUUAUAUCUAUUCUGAUUUUCUGUGAAACAUAUAUAAUAAGCAUAAUAAUACUAUAUUUUUUUUGUAAAAGUUAUGAGUAUUCCACAUAACAGAAUGUGUAGCAAUCAUAUCUUCAACAAAAUCUUUUGUAAAACAAACCCAAUCACUAUUUAAACUUAUCACAUAAAUGUAAACAACAAAUUAUUUUGGUUAACUCGGAACCCGGUAAUUGCCACAGACUGAACCAAGUGCAUUUCAGAAGUGAGACAGUGAUUUAGUGUAAUUGAGUAUUUUAACAAUUGGUCUGCUUCAAAAUACAACAAUAUGAUUUUCUGCCAAUUUCAAGUUCUGCUUCUGAGUUAUUUAAAACAAGCAUGAUUAAAGAACCAUUCUUUGUUUCAGAUACAGUUUAUAAUUUCUAUUUUCUUAUUUUGUCAUAACACUGUACCAAUUACUGUAAUCUGUGUCUGCAGAUAAGAAUCAAAAUUCAUGUUAAUCCAUUUUUUCCCAUAAUGAAUAGAAAUUGGUAAAGAAAUGUGUCCCAAUGAAAUAAAUCAUUGAUAAUUAUAAUUUUUCAGUGAUAUGGUUGGUAACUUCAUGCUUUGUUACAUGUUUUGAAUAAAUAUAGUUUCAACAGUGUUACUCAAAAUUUAUUUAGAAGUAUAUAAUUAACAUGCUAUAUUAAAUAUAGUAAUGUUAACAUUAAAAGAUUAUGGUAGAUAAUUUAUUAUAUGGAAACUGAAGUUUAAAU
Molecule: messenger RNA, 10903 nt
Organism: Gryllus bimaculatus (two-spotted cricket)
Lineage: Eukaryota; Metazoa; Arthropoda; Insecta; Orthoptera; Gryllidae
Source: the annotation of a GenBank genome assembly